UAAAUAUGUUUUGUGUUUGUGUAUUGAUGUAGUUACCUAUUUUGUAGAACCUCACAAAAGUGAAUGCCUCAAACUAGUGGCCAAGUCACUAACUGGUGAAGCUGUUGAAUUGACAGCAAAAUCAUCUGAUACUGUUGCCACCUUGAAGCAGCAAUUGCAAACCAAGAAUGACCCAUCAUCAUGGGAUCAACUGCUUGUUUUUAAGAAGAAGCAACUACACGAUGAGCAAACAUUGGCUGAUGCAGGAGUAACUGAUGGAACAAUACUGAACGUCGUUCUUUGUCCUCGUCAGUCGAUCUUCUUACUAAACAGAUUCUAGUAUACAAAUUGUAAUGAUGGUAUUGUUGUAGAUGGUGUGACAGGCAUGGGAGCUGAUGCAGCUGAGUUAUUUGUUCGAGCUUUAUCACAAGGAAAAGUCGAAGUAAGUCGAGUGAAGAUUGUCAUUGCUGGUAAAGACAGAACGGGCAAGACGUCAUUUAAACGAUCUUUGCUCAAACUGAAGUUUCAGAUAAUUGAAUCGAGCACACCUGUCGCAGUGGAAGAGUUGGCAGUGUGUGAAGCAUCAAACUGGAAGCUUUUGAGUGACAAGGACGAAGAAUUUUUAGACAAACAAAUAGCUAGAGCAGCAGUUCAUGUACCGACUGUUUCAGGUGCAAAUGUGUCUGGUAGUCAAGAUGACAACAAAUAUGACAAUGACAAAACAGAUUAUGCAGAUCAUCACAGUGAGGUUGAGCUUAGCUUGUCAGUUGAUAGAGAAUCUACAUCAACUGAUACUAGAGGUAGCAGCAACAACACAGACAAAGUUGGUGAAGUCAAUGCUAGAGAAAGCAGCAGUGACACAGACAAACUUGAUGAAGCAACAGUUCUAACUGGAGGGAUAGCUCGUGCUAUUACAGAUUUCCAAAGUGAUCCUGACCUCUUAAAGCAGGAAGAUUCAAAAGUUCACGUUGCCAUUUGGGAUUUGGGAGGUCAGGAGCCACUUCUUCCUGGUCAAGGAGAAGCCAUCACACCAGGAUGUGUCGUUUGUGUUGUAUUUAAUGCAUCCGAGUUUCUAGGUGACUCUGCCAAGUCUUUCUAUUGUCCUUCUGCUCACUCAAAACCAAAUCCAAUCGACAACCACUGGAUAGUGACAAACUAUGAUGCUGUGGCUUUAUGGGCAUCCAUGACUUUUUUGGCAGGAGAUGCCGAAAGUCUUGAAGGCCUUCUCUCUGGUCUUCACAUCGGCAAGUCAUAGGGAUGUGCAUCACCAGUAAUGUUGUUGAUUGGAACACACAUCAAUGAUGCCAAU
Corticium candelabrum is the source of this 1288-nucleotide messenger RNA. RefSeq lists its product as uncharacterized. The transcript has a single exon. The record is from RefSeq and is a predicted model, not a curated record. NCBI's taxonomy places the organism in Eukaryota, Metazoa, Porifera, Homoscleromorpha, Homosclerophorida, Plakinidae. Bases 365 to 1234 code for a protein of 289 amino acids.